AUGGCACCGUCUGAGGAGUCCAUUCUCACAAACUUUCUACUCUCUCCAUCUCCAUUGCCAACUGUUAUAUCUCUUGAACAGUUUACAAAGAUGUUUCCUAAGCGGCUGCAGUCUCAUCCUCAAAUUAGAACGUUGUAUCGUGACCUGCAAUAUCUCCGCGCUCAGGACAUCGACCUGGUUCAGGAGAACAUCCAAGCAGAAAUCAAGAAUGGAGAGAAGCAAAAGGAAGAACUAAAGAACGCUCAGCUAAACUCUGGAGUGGCUAGUAUGAGCCGUGACGAAAAAACUGAAGCUGACAUGGAUGUUCAAUUAUUCGGCCACAAAGACCAUUUGGUAACCAGGCCAGAGGACCGUCAUACCCUAAUUACGCUCUUAAUCGAUAUGGAACGAGCUUGUGCUGCUAUGGAAUCCAGUAUCAAGUCUAUUGAUACCGAAACAUCAGAACUUGAUAGUCAGAUUAAAGCCACUGUUGGUGAACUGAGUGACCUCCGGUACGGAAAGCUGAAUGCCCCUAGAGGAGGGAACACCCUAAGAGAUGAUGUUAUCAUGGGGUUGAAAAAUCUGGAAGAAAAUUGCAAUAGUGUUACACCACGCUGA
Molecule: messenger RNA, 597 nt
Organism: Microsporum canis CBS 113480
Lineage: Eukaryota; Fungi; Ascomycota; Eurotiomycetes; Onygenales; Arthrodermataceae
Exons: 1
Coding region: 1-597 (198 amino acids)
Biological process (GO): chromosome segregation
Cellular component (GO): kinetochore; Mis6-Sim4 complex
Source: RefSeq, a predicted model, not a curated record